AUGAGUUCACCGAUUAAAGAAAACGAAGAAUCUUCUUCCAGCAAUGCAGAAGAAUCGACUACUGCGGGCGGCAGUGGCGACGCAAACACAUCUAACCAGCGACCGCCCGCCAAGCGGCAUAUUACUCCAGUUAUUGAAAUAUCUGAUACAGAGAGUGACGAUUCAGACGUUUGUGCCGUAAAUUCAUACCAAGCUUCUGCAGAUGAGGUGAAAAGAAUUCGACGAGAAUAUUCAUCAUCAUCUUCAUCAUCAGAAUACAGCUCUGACUCAGAAUCUCCUUGGGAGGAUGAUUCUGUAGUAAUAGAAGACAAAAUAGCUGUAAAAGCUGUCAGAGCACAGCUUAAUCCUAGAGCUAAUAGAAUGGAUGAUCCCAAGUUAAAUUCUGCUUUAAAGUCACAAGAAUUAAUAGAGAAAAUAAAAGCCAAUUGGCAUGAAGAAAAGGAUCAUACAAGUGAUGAAGUAACAUUGACAUGCAAUCCUUUCCGGUUAUGUAGGUUACAUGGGUUAUUAGAGAAUCCUGAAAUUAUAAACAACAUUGUAGAUGACAUGAACACAUUAGACUGGAGUCGAAAAAAAAUGGACCUCUAUGAGUUUCAUCAGACAACAGAUUUAGCUAAUUUAACUUGGCAGCGUAGUAUUAGAGGAAUUUAUGAAUUAUUGAAGACUGAAAUUAUGACUUGGGUUUCACAAGUAACCAAUUUAGAGCUAACAUCAGUUUCUGCAUCCUGUUCCCUGUACGGCCCGGGCGACCACCUGCUGGUGCACGACGACCAGCUCGGCGACCGGCGCGUGGCCUUCAUCUUGUACCUGGCGCCAUGGUCGCCGCGGCCUCAGCCCCAAGCCAUACACAACGGUUCUGGUGACACUAAUGUAAAAGAGGAAUCAAAGGAUACUGAUGUUAUAGAGGAAUUAAAGGAGGGCGGCGGCUGGCGCGCGCACAUGGGCGGCGCGCUGGAGCUGUUCGCGCGCGACGCGGAGGGCGCGGCGGCGCGCGUGCGGCGCCGCGUCUUCCCCGCCAACAACACGCUCGCCUUCUUCGCCGUCGGCCCCGACUCCUUCCACCAGGUGGGCGAGGUUUUGUCGCUGGAGCUGCCGCGGCUGUCCAUCAACGGCUGGUUCCACGGGCCCGCGCCGGAGCCCUGCCCGCUCGUCAGCCUGCUGCCGCCCUCCCACACGCCGCACAACCAAGUGGUGGUGGUGUCGGCGUGGCUGGACGGCGCGUACAUGUCGGCGCGCGCGCGCGCGGCGCUGGCGGCGCACAUGGAGCGCGCCAGCGAGGCCAGCCUGCGCCGCCUGCUGCUGCCGGCGCGCGCCGACGCGCUGCUGCGGGCGCUGCAGGACCCCGACAUAGAGUGGGAGCAGUGCGGGCCCGCGCAGCAGCGCCGCUACCGCCGCGUGUCGGAGGCGUGGCUGCGCGCGGGGGGCGGGGGCGGGGGCGGGGCGGCGCACGAGGUGCGCGCGCUGUGGCAGCUGCUGAGCAGCGCCACGUGGCUGCGCGUGCUGGCCGAGUGCACCGACCUGCAGCUCACCACCUACCGCCAGCUCGAGAUACAGAAGUGGACUGCCGCUGAUUUUACGCUGCUGCCGCCGCGCGAGCACUACGACUCAGCGCGGCUGGAGGCGGUGCUGUGCCUGGGCGCGCCGCGCGCGCUGCGCGGCGGCGUCACGCUGUACGUGGCGCCCGAGGACGCGGCGGCGGCGGCGGGCGGCGCGCUGGUGGCGGUGCCGCCGCGCCACAACGCGCUCAGCCUCGUGUACUGCGACGCCGGUGCCACCUCCUUCACCAAGUACGUGAGCCGCCUCACGCUCGCCGCUGGCCGCUGCUUCUACCUCGUGGUCUGCACCUACCAGGAG
Molecule: messenger RNA, 1854 nt
Organism: Brenthis ino (lesser marbled fritillary)
Lineage: Eukaryota; Metazoa; Arthropoda; Insecta; Lepidoptera; Nymphalidae
Source: the annotation of a GenBank genome assembly